CUUCCCAGGUAAAUAUGUCCACAUGUUACAGCUAACAGUGAUGGUAUUUUUUUAUAUACAUGUAUAUAAUAGUUGCUAUCCGUGCUUUGAAUAACUAGUGUCAUUGCAGUAAAACCUUCUCGGGUAAUGUACGGGAACAAGAAGGUGUCAAGAUGACGAGAUGGGCCAGAGCCAAUAACAUCCAUAAACACAAACCAGCCGACGCCACCCCAUGGGACCAGCUGAAACACACUACUGCUCAGUCGGGAGCCAAAAGGACAUUCCCUGCUUCCACAGGAAGACCACGUCCAGUUCCAUCGGACCCUCUACGGAGGACUCAGCGGCAGGAGCCUGCAGAUUAUAAAAAGCCCAACAAGAAGAAGAAGGACUAUGAUAAUGUAGACGUAAACGGCUUCAUGGCGUACCUGGAGGAGAGCGGCCAGCCUCUCCCCAGGGGCCAACAGGACGGGGAGCAGGGCCUCCGAGAAGAGCUGGAGACCGCUGUGAGGAAAGACAACCGCCGGGAGGACAGGAGGAUAAGGAGGCAAAACGAUAAGAAAAGUAAAAUGCUCUGCUUCAACUGUAAGCAGCCGGGCCACGGUCUGGCUGACUGCCCCGAGGCGGAGCGCGACGCGGAGAUGGGCAGGGGGAUCUGCUUCCGUUGUGGAUCCACUGAACACGAAGUCACGAGGUGCCGGGCGAAGGUGGAUCCGGCUCUAGGGGAGUUUCCUUACGCAAAGUGCUUCAUCUGUGGAAAGACGGGGCACUUGUCACGGUCGUGUCCUGACAACCCUAAGGGUCUAUACAAAGAAGGAGGUAGCUGUCACGUGUGUGGCUCUGUGGAGCACUUCCAGAAGGACUGUCCCGAGCACCAGUCUAAAGUGACCGCCAUCACGUUGGGCUGGCUGUCCAACAACAUGAGUGCCGACCACGAGGACGUGGACGUGCCGGUGAAGAAAGCCAAACCUAAACAGGCCAAGGUGGUUGUGUUCUAAUGCCAUGCAAUCAAACGUUAUCCACCUCACUAGAAUGGUAUAUUACCAUGUGAAGAGUUAUGAUAACGCUUUUGGGAAACAUUUGAUUGGCCUCGCUGUGUAAACUUACGAGGUUUGUUGUUAGUUUUUUGUUGUUAGUUCUGGUGAGGUCAAAUGAAAGAACAGCACAGAUAGAACAACAACACAAUCUAACAAUCAUUCAGGUUGUUGUACAUCUCUACAAUAAUUCUUUAUAUUAAAAUGUGUUAACUAUGUACUCAAAGAUUUAUAAUACUUUAAAGCUUUAAGUUAAGGGUUAUGUAGCUAAUAAACUAUGCUUCUAUUUAAGGUGUCCUUUGAACACGUUAUUUGUAGGUUUGUUUGGUCAAAUUGUUAAUAAAACUCUUUAAAGCGA
Messenger RNA from Gadus macrocephalus (Pacific cod), 1368 nucleotides. It is a transcript of the gene zcchc9, whose product is annotated as zinc finger, CCHC domain containing 9. The record is from RefSeq and is a predicted model, not a curated record. Lineage: Eukaryota; Metazoa; Chordata; Actinopteri; Gadiformes; Gadidae. The transcript has 6 exons. Gene Ontology annotation, molecular function: zinc ion binding; nucleic acid binding. The coding region runs from base 153 to 974 and encodes 273 amino acids.